AUGUUAUUCGAAUAUUUACGAAAGCCGAAUAUAACGGAUCUUCUUACUUCGGGCGAUGCUUUCAAGUACUUUGAGUACGGGAUGUUCUGGCUGGGCUGGAAACCCUCCUCCAAGUACCAGUUAAUCUACAAUAUUUUAGCAGUGCUCAUCAUUGCCUGGAGCGUUUAUUAUGUGCCCAUCGGAAUCAUAAUCAGUUUUGGCUUAGAUAUCAAGAACUUUAAUCCCAGCGAACUACUGACUGUUCUCCAGCUCUUUUUUAACUCCUUCGGAUCACCUUUUAAAGUAUUUUUCCUGAGGAUAUAUCUGUGGAGAUUCAAAAGGACCAAAGAGCUACUCAGCCAAAUGGAUAAUCGGUGUACUUCCCUUUCGGAGCGCUUUGAGGUCCAUAGAUGUGUGGUCCUCUGCAACAGAGCCUAUCUGAUCUACCAGUUCAUAUAUAUCGGCUAUACUGUAUCCACUUUCCUAUCAGCUGCUCUUUCUGGAGUUCUACCGUGGCGCAUUUAUACGCCAUUUUUGGAUAUUCACCAAAACAGGACUAGUUUCUGGAUAGCUGCCCUGCAUGAGACCAUUCUCAUGCUCUUCUCUGUGUCACAAUCCGUUCUCACCGAUUUAUAUCCACUACUCUGUGGAAUAAUGUUGCGAUCUCAUAUCGGACUUUUGAGGAUAAGAGUCGAGAAGCUUUGUACAGAUUCCGAAAAGAGCGACGAGGAGAAUCAAGAAGAAUUGGUCAACUGCAUCAAGGAUCACAAACUCAUUCAGGAAUGCGCUCAAAUGAUUCGUCCUGUCAUCGAACGUACUAUCUUCAUUCAGUUUCUUUUGAUUGGCAUUUCUCUGGGUUUUUCCCUAAUAAAUCUAUUCUUUUUCGCCGAUUUCUGGACUGGUUUGGCCACACUGGCCUAUAUCAAUGGCCUGAUGAUGCAGACAUUUCCGUUUUGUAUCGUUUGUGACCUGAUCAAGGUGGAUUGUGAACUUCUGGAGGUGGCCAUUUUUCAUUCCAAUUGGCUGGACACAAGUCGAAGAUACAAGACUUUACUGGUCUUCUUUUUGAUGAAUUCCCAAAAGUCUAUUGCUUUUCAAGCCGGCUCAGUUUUUCCCAUAUCCAUUAGCACAAAUUUAAAGGUAGCUAAGUUAGCAUUUUCCGUUGUUACUUUAGCGAAUCAAUUCAAUUUAGCCGAAAAAUUGGCAACUAACUAA
This is a messenger RNA of Drosophila takahashii, 1194 nucleotides long. Its product is annotated as odorant receptor 98a-like. The record is from RefSeq and is a predicted model, not a curated record. Gene Ontology annotation, biological process: detection of chemical stimulus involved in sensory perception of smell; sensory perception of smell. NCBI's taxonomy places the organism in Eukaryota, Metazoa, Arthropoda, Insecta, Diptera, Drosophilidae. Gene Ontology annotation, cellular component: plasma membrane. Gene Ontology annotation, molecular function: olfactory receptor activity; odorant binding.